AUGGCUGAUAAAUUUGUUAGACAAAAAUCAAAUAGAUGGGUAAAAGCUGAUAAACCAACAUAUGGAGAUUGGGGAGAUGAUGAUGAUGAUGAUGAUGAUGAAGAAGAAGAAGAUUGCAAUGCAAAUUAUAACAAUUAUGAUGAAAAUUACCGUGGGAAUAAUGAUUCCAAUAGUAUUAGAGAUAAUUUAAAUCAACUGUAUUCAACACAAAACAAUGAUACUCAUCAGCCAGUAGAGCAUUUUCAAAACUCAUCAAAUAAUGCUGAUACGCGUGGUGAUUCAAAUAAUGUUCAAAAUGAUCUUGUACUAUCUAUUGAUCAAAGAAAAAAUAUUAAUUAUGACACUUCAGAUGAUGAUGAGGAUAAAGAGAGGUCUCCCAGUAUUUUAAAAGAAGGUGAUACACCAGAAGCUGAGUCAAUAAAGAGUCAACCUUCAAAAUCAAUUCAAGUAUUAAAUUUAGCUCAUUCUCACACUCAAAAUUCAUUUGAUUUACAACCUCCUACACCUACAUAUAAUUCACAUCAAAGACAACGUAGUGUUUCAAGUGCUGAUCCACAAACUCCUUUAUCUGAAUCUAGUUUUCAAUCAGAUAGUUCCAUACAACAUGAACCUGAAUAUUUAAGUAUUAAAAAUACAAUCCCAUAUAUUCCAAAAGAAGAAAGUGAUAAUGUUCAUUCACCAAUUGAAGCUCAUGAACAACAAAAUUCAAAUUUGAUAUUAUCAAUAGAUGAUAAUCGAGAAAAAGAUGAUGAUUCUUCUGAAAAUGAUGAGUGGAAUGAUGCAUCAAAUACUAAAUCAGAACCAGAUAUUGAUUCCUUUUUAACUGAUUUAAAUACUAAAUUACCUUCAAUAGAUCAUGAUCUGACGUUAUCCGAUUUUGAAAAUUCAUCAUUUAGUAAAUACCACGAUGAAAAACAAGAAACUGACAAUGAUGAAAUUGCACCAUUAUCUAUUCAAAGGGAGAAUCAUAAUAAAUAUGUAAAUUCAAUAGCUAGUAGGAAACUGUCAGUUAGAAAACCUCCGACCACUAAAGCUGAUUCUGGUGAUUAUUCAAAUAUUGUAAGUGGGUAUGAAGAUGAUGAAAAUGAAGACAAUGAAAUUGGUGGAAUUGAAGAUAUGAAACCAGAUGAAAAUGAAAGUAAUGAUGCAAAAGAAAGUAAUAUAGGCACAAAUGAUCUACAUCCAGUAGCUUCUACUGGCUCAUUAUCAACAGGUAAUUUUUCAAUCGAAACAAAUCGAACUCAAACAUAUUCAAAACCUACAAUUCCAAAUGAAGAUGAUUCAAGAAGAGUUUCGCAAUCUACCAUUAAUUUUGGUAAUUGGAAACCAGAUACUGAUAUUUAUCGUAAUCAAUUUAUAAAUCAAAAUGAUGAUGUACUGACAAUAAACUUUGAUCCAUCUAAAACUUAUGAUAGUUUUACAAAUGCUCAAGAAUCAAUAGAAGAUGAUAAUUCAGAGCAAAUCUCUAACUCAAGUUCAUUAUCUGUACCAGAGACAAUUGAAGCAACAAUGCCAAGUAUAGAAGAAGAUUAUAGUGAUCAAGACGAGGAAAAUGAUCAUAAAUCAUUGAACCAUACAUUAAAUACUGGAUAUUCUUCUUUGUUGAAUGAUAAUCUGUAUUCUAAACCAGUAUUUCAUGAGGAGAAAUUAACUCCUGCAGCUUCAAAAGAAAAUUUACAACAUGAUAAAUCAAAUAUGCAAAAUCAAAGAUAUAGUAGUCUAUUAUCUCCAUCUGAAAAAGCUGAAAAUUUAAAUUCAAAUUCAAAAUCAGAGGCGGAUCAAGUUUCAACUCCACCGAAAACAAACAGGAAUGUAUCAAGUACAACUAUAACUACUGGCGAUUUCAAACCACAAAAGUAUCCGGUAAGUCAUUGGAAAAAAAUCAUGUCAAUAAGUCAACCAAUAGAUAGAAUUGAAGCUUAUAGAGAUGCUUUAUUUAAAGAAAUGGAAUAUGAUACAGGUUUACAAAAUUGGUUAUUACAUACUUUGAAACAAACUGAACUGAAUCAAAAUCAAAUUCACAUUGGUAGGAUUGCUUCUGCUGCUUAUCAAAAUGCCCCUCAUAAUGAUUUAAGAAGGCAUGCGUCUUUAAGGUCAAAAGUUAAUAUUGUUAAAGAUAAAGUUGAAGGUACAGGAUCUACUGCAUCCCAGUUUGGUAAAAAAUUAUUUAGUAGAAGCAAGAAAUUUAUUAGAUCUGAAAAGUAA
This is a messenger RNA of Insectozyma verbasci, 2205 nucleotides long. The record is from the annotation of a GenBank genome assembly. Lineage: Eukaryota; Fungi; Ascomycota; Pichiomycetes; Serinales; Debaryomycetaceae.